This is a messenger RNA of Esox lucius (northern pike), 839 nucleotides long. RefSeq names its product ankyrin repeat domain 45 (gene ankrd45). Gene Ontology annotation, biological process: neuronal action potential; negative regulation of delayed rectifier potassium channel activity. Gene Ontology annotation, molecular function: transmembrane transporter binding. Bases 54 to 731 code for a protein of 225 amino acids. NCBI's taxonomy places the organism in Eukaryota, Metazoa, Chordata, Actinopteri, Esociformes, Esocidae. The record is from RefSeq and is a predicted model, not a curated record. Gene Ontology annotation, cellular component: axon initial segment; synapse; membrane. The transcript has 5 exons.
UAACGCUGUAAGCCUACCACUAGCGGGUACUUAGAACGUACUAUUUCACAAUAAUGCAGUCAGUUGAAGAUAAUAGUGUAUUUCGUUAUGCUUUGGCUGGAGACAUCGAAGGUAUUCAAAAACAUUUGGAAAACGAGUGCCUUUCUAGCAAUACGGAGUCACCAGAUAAUUUGCUCUGGGUAAAGGAUGAGGUCGGUAGAAAUGCACUUUUCGGUGCAUGUAUGCUGGGAAGAAGCACCACCGCGAGGGAACUAGUUAUUAAGCAUGGACUGCAAGUUAAUGAGUUCACUAAAAGAGGUUAUUCCCCUCUGCAUUGUGCUGCCUUAUGGGGACAGCUUGAGACAGUGAAAACUUUGGUGGAACUGGGUGCCGACGUGCAGGCCAAAAACUUCCGUGGGGAGAGGGCCACGGAACUUGCCUCCCGCUAUUCUAAAAUCGAUUGUGCAGAAUAUCUUACCUGGGCAGAGGCUAAGCAGGACUUGCAGUCAUACAUAACACAUGUGAGAGACACCAUUGCUGACCCAGAGAAGGUUCAAGGAAAACUCAACAAGGAGGAUAAGAACAUAUGUACAAACACCUGCUCAGCUAAGUCUGAUUGGAUCCAGAAUGCCAAAACCACCUCUAUCCAAGAGUUCAUUGAGCAAAGGAGGCAUCUUGAGGACACUGUUAUUCCCAUUCUCUCCAAGCUCAUGACUCAACCUGAAACCGCAGGUAAAGCAAUCAAAAGCUGAAAAGAUACACUACGUUGUUUAUGUUGAAAAUCCUUUGACAAAGUUUCCAGAGGAUGUAUAGAAAAUCUGUUAAACUGACCAAAUUGAAAUAUUUUAAUUAAUAAAAUG